GACAUAUUCGUGCAAGAUCUUUACGACUAUAUGGCAGUACUCAUUGGUAGCCAAUUAUAAUUGGAUUUUAAUGGAGGGCCUCUAUCUUCAUAAUCUAAUAUUUUUCCAUAUUUUCAACGAUAACUCAAGUAUAAUGAGAUAUGUUAUACUCGGAUGGGGUUUGCCAAUCAUAUUCAUAAUUCCUUGGGUUGUCGUCAGAACUUAUUUCGAGAACACAUUUUGCUGGACUACGAAUGAAGAUAAGAGAAUAUUCUGGAUAAUCAGAGGUCCUAUUACUGCUACAAUAAUACUGAAUUUCGUAUUCUUCAUAAACAUAACACGAGUCCUAUUCGUGAAGAUGUUCUCGUCGUCGGUGUCUGUCCGCCAGUAUAAGUACAAGACAUGGUUUAAGUCGACAUUCAUUUUGGUGCCACUGUUUGGCGUUCACUAUAUGUUUCUACUGGUGUUCAACUCGCUGUCCAUGUCUUACGAUAUAUUUGAGAUUAUAUGGCUUUAUAUAGACUUACUUUUCUCGUCGUUUCAGGGAUGUGUUGUGGCUCUACUGUAUUGCUUCUUCAACGGUGAGGUGCAGACAGAGUUGCAUAAGUUGUGGCAAUCGUGGCGUCGAGACAACCAAAAGACAGCGAAUAAUCACAACUCGACAACACAUAUGUCAUACUUAACGCAAUCGUUAACGUACUUAAGCCGCGGCCGUAACUCAUGCUUCUCAACGGCCGCGACCGCAGCCGACAGCUCGACGUUAGGACACAAAGAGGCGGCCAAUAGUCAGUCGCGAUCGCCGUCGCCGUCGUCUCGGCUGAGGAGCACUCAAAUCGUGACACAGAGUAUGAAUUACUCGCUGAGAGGCGGAGACGACAACCGCCACAACAGCCCAAAGACAUCGAUCAGAAGCGGUGACACGAGUAAUAUGUCGGCGAUUGUGAUCGUAUGCGACAAACAAAGCUAUUUAAAUGGUAAUAAUAGCGGUCCGACCGUCGACUCCAAUCAGGAGUCGAUGAUGUAGUCAAUGAUCGUCUCCACAAACUUGUUAUUUAUUUGUUAUAAUAAUGUUUAUAUCAAUUCAAAUAAUAUUUGAUUCUUGUCUUAAAUUCAUUACAAUUUAAUUUAUUGUUGAGUUUUUAUUUUGUGGAAAUAUAUUACAAAUUAAGAGUAUUAUGAAUAAAGAGCAUAAUAUAUAUUUGUGUAAUAAAAG
This is a messenger RNA of Medioppia subpectinata, 1192 nucleotides long. The record is from the annotation of a GenBank genome assembly. NCBI's taxonomy places the organism in Eukaryota, Metazoa, Arthropoda, Arachnida, Sarcoptiformes, Oppiidae.